Molecule: messenger RNA, 1166 nt
Organism: Linum tenue
Lineage: Eukaryota; Viridiplantae; Streptophyta; Magnoliopsida; Malpighiales; Linaceae
Source: the annotation of a GenBank genome assembly
GGGAGAGAAGGCAAGGGAGCCUUCUAGCGCUGUCCCAGAACCUCUUCGACGCUUCAACCAAAAAAGUAAAACUGCUGAGCUAGCCACUUUAAUAAUAGCACUAUCCCAUCAUUAUUUAAGUCCCAAAUCGAAUUCAAUCCGUGUGAUCAUAUUACGAGAUGGCUCUGCAGGCACGAUUGGGGUUAAUGAGGAAUCUCAGCAAGCGGGCCCUGUCCUGCGCUGGCCGCAGUACUACACCACCUCCUCCGCCGCUCGCCGCCGGUGAUCGGAAGUGCUACCACUGGAAACAUUAUGAGGAGGAUCAGUUGAUGAUCAUGAAGAACAACUGGUCACCUACUAAGAGGUUUAUGGCAAGCGCCGCAGCUGGCGAGACUAAGUCCGACGGAAAACAGGUCGCUGUGGAGACCACAACCACCGCCGGCAAAAGCCGGCGCCGAGGCAAGAGAAGACCCCCUGCCCUCUGGAGGGGCGACGGCCGGGAGUUCGUUCCCGCCCUUCAAGGAGUUCUUUCCUUCGGGGCUGGGCAACGCGCUGUUGCAGGCGACGGAUAACAUAAACAGGCUGUUCCAGAACCUGCACCUUACGCCGUCGAAUCUCAUCGGCCGGUUCAAGGAGAAAGACGAGUGCUACAAGCUCCGCUACGAGGUGCCGGGGCUGUCCAAGGAGGACCUCAAGAUCACGGUAGACGACGGCGUUUUGACGAUCAAGGGCGAGCACAAAGAGGAAGCACAAGGAGGUGGUGGUGGGGAGGAUGAAUCGGACGACGACGAGUUCUGGUCGGCACGGAGCUACGGGUUUUACCAUACCACCGUUCUUCUGCCGGAAGACGCCAAAGCGGAUGAUAUCAGGGCCGAGUUGAAAGAUGGGCUGCUUCAGAUUACCGUUCCCCGGACCGAGAGGCCCAAAGAUGCUGUUAAGGAGGUCCAGAUCCAUUAGGCUACUAUCGCCAGUCGCCACAGUGAGCGCGUGCGUUAAUGUAACCAAUUAGUAUCGUUGAAUAAAUCGGCUUGAUAUGCAAUUAGGCAGCUAUACUGUGUGUUUACUUUUACUAAUGUGCGGGAGGGACCCAGGGUUCUGCUUGACUAAGCUUGUUUUCAAGCAUAUGUUUCGGUUUGUGAAAUUCUAGUUGGUGUUCUCAAUUAAUUAUUAAUUAAGAUAUUUAAAGG